AUGGAUGGAAAUCUUAAUUCGCGCCAAUCUGAGACGAAUUAUACGAAAGGAAGAUUCCAGCUCAGUAUGCAAAGUGAUGGAAAUCUUGUGCUUUACACUAUAUUUUUGCCACUUGGAGAUGUAAAUAGUGCUUAUUGGGCUACUGGAACCAUGCCUGCUAAUCCUGAUGCCCAACUUGUUUUCGAUGAGGCUGGUUAUGUCUUCUUAAAACGAGGGACGGAUAAUAUACGAAACAUCACGAAUGAAGACAUGGGUUCACCACAGGAUUUUUACCACCUGGCAAGGAUUGAUUAUGAUGGAGUUUUCAGAGCCUAUAGACAUCCAAGAAAGGAUUGUACUACUGAUGCCAAAGGUUGCACAUCGGCUUGGUCUAUUAUACAAAGCACUCCAGAAGAUAUUUGCGGAGCAAUCUUGAGAGGUCUUGGGAGUGGGUUUUGUGGUUACAAUAGCUAUUGUGUGAACACAAAUGGGAAGCCGCAAUGCUUCUGCCCAGAAGGAUACUCUCCGGUCGACUCAUUUGAUAUGUUUAAAGGCUGCAAGCCGAACUUUCAAUUGCCAAGUUGCCAGCAAAAUGGAUGGGAACUGAACUUGGAGUUUAUAGAGUUUAAGGAAUUAAAUAACACUGACUGGCCCUUCACUGAUUAUGAACUUCAGACUGGAACACAAGUAGAUAAGGAUACGUGCAAACAAUUAUGCCUCCGGGAUUGUUUUUGUGUAGCUGCUAUUUAUGAUAUGAACAAUUGUUGGAAGAAAAAGUUCCCCCUUUCCUAUGGAAGACAGUCCAAAAAUUUGAGCAGAACUGCCCUGAUCAAGGUUCCAAAAGGCAACACUACAGAUUUGUGCCCCGAAAGAAAAGAUCAAUCUACUCUAGUUCUUGUUGGAUCAGUACUUCUUGGUAGUUCUGUGUUAAUCAAUUUUCUUCUGUUGUUAACUAUAUCAGUUGCUGUUUUCUUCAUAUAUCACAAGAAUAUGCUAAAUUUAUGGUCCGAUUCAUCUACAUUCGGAUUGAGAAAGUAUACAUACAAAGAACUUGAAGAGGCAACUGGGGGCUUCAAGCAGCAACUAGGCCGAGGAGCUUUUGGAACUGUCUAUAAAGGUGUUACUCCAUCAACUCCGAAAAGAUAUAUUGCUGUUAAGAUGCUGAAAAAGGUUGAACCAGAGGGUGAAAAAGAAUUCACAACAGAAGUAAAUGCAAUUGGGAGGACCCACCACAAGAACUUAGUCACUCUUCUUGGUUAUUGUGAUGAAGGAGAAAAUCGGCUUUUGGUUUAUGAAUAUAUGAGUAACGGAUCUUUAGCUAGCCUUCUUUUUGGGAUAUCCAGACCUCAUUGGAACCAAAGGGUGCAAAUCAUAUGCGGUAUUGCAAGAGGUCUAACGUACUUACACGAAGAAUGCAGCACGCAGAUAAUCCACUGUGACGUGAAGCCUCAAAACAUACUUCUGGACGAGUUCUUGAUGCCUAAGAUUUCUGACUUUGGAUUGGCAAAACUUUUGUUGGCUGAGCAAAGUCGAGCAGCACGAACACACAUUAGAGGGACAAUAGGUUACUUCGCCCCCGAAUGGUUCAGGAAAGCGUCCAUCACUGUGAAAGUCGACGUUUAUAGCUUUGGAGUGAUGUUACUUGAGAUCAUUUGCUGUAAGUCAAGUGUCGUAUUUUCAAUGGAAGAAGAAGAGGAGGCUCUAAUCGAUUGGGCUUAUGACUGCUACAGUAAAAAGAAACUAAACAAAAUGGUGGAAAACGAUGAAGCAGCAAGUAACGACAUGAAAAGUGUAGAAAGACUAGUGAUGGUAGCAAUUUGGUGCAUUCAAGAGGAUCCUUCACUAAGGCCCUCCAUGAAAAGAAUUACACAGAUGCUUGAGAGAGUUGCUGAAGUUCCUGUCCCUCCUCGCCCUUCAUUAUUUAGUUCGUCUUGA
Molecule: messenger RNA, 1914 nt
Organism: Fraxinus pennsylvanica
Lineage: Eukaryota; Viridiplantae; Streptophyta; Magnoliopsida; Lamiales; Oleaceae
Source: the annotation of a GenBank genome assembly